CUGAAAGUUCAGCUGUGUAAAAACGGAAAGUAUUCGUGCUCCUGGGCUGACUCUGUCCCUUUAACAGAGUGACUUGGUCUCCCACUCAGCACUGGCAAAAUGCCUGAGUGUUUUCAUUUAAAUUUUGGCCAACUGACCAGGAAUAAUGGACCAUAAAAGAUCUUGAGGCAAGAUAGAGUCGUUUACAAGUGGAUGGGCUAUUUAUUUGCAGUUUUCUUUGUUUUUCCAUACUGUGUAAACCUACUGGACGUUUUCUAUGCUGACAGCUCAUUCUAUCCCCAGUUUGCCCUUUGAAUACCUUUGAAGGAAGCAAAAGUCAUCUAAUUUGGGAUAAACGUCAUUAUGAGGAAAAAACAUUCUUUCUUUUGCUUUCUACUUCUGGCUGUGGCAACAAACCAGAUAGCAGAAGGACAAGAUAAAAAGAAAGGGAAAAAGUCUUAUUCUGUUGUGCAAAGUGAUGAAGGUGAUUUGUGUCUCGUUGACAUAGUCUUUAUCGUGGACAGUUCAGAGAGUGCCAAAAAUCAGUUGUUUGGUUUACAGAAGAAUUUUGUUCUAAGCUUAACUGACAACAUUUUCCAGAUGAAGCCAGUUAAAUCUCAGAAGUACAACGUCAAACUAGCAGGCAUGCAGUUCAGCAGCACAGUCAACAUUGAUCAUCCUUUUAUUGCAUGGAAAAAUGUGCAGAAUUUUAAAGAGAAAAUCAGGGCUCUGGUCUACAUUGGCCAGGGCACCUACUCCUAUUAUGCGAUUUCCAACGCCACUCGGCUGUUCAAAAAUGAAGGUCGGGAGAGAAGUAUAAAAGUGGCUUUUCUGAUGACUGAUGGUGUGGAUCAUCCAAACAGCCCAGAUGUCCAGGGUAUAGCCACUGCUGCAAGGAGUCUUGGAAUACACUUUUUUACCAUCGGCCUUUCCAAGAAAAAUGUAAAGGAAGAAAAAUUGCGCUUGAUAUCUGGUGAUUCAUCCUUUAAACGUGUCUUAUGCCUGGAUGAUGAAAACCUGAUAGUUGAUGUAGCAUUGGAAUUGGAAGCCUUACUUCGGAAGAAAUGUAUGCAGAAGAACUGUGUCUGUGAAAUGGGAAUAAAAGGAGACAAAGGUGAUCCUGGUGAUGCUGGAUACAAAGGGGAAAGAGGUGAACCAGGACCAAAAGGAAACAAGGGUGACUCUCAAAAAGGAGACCAUGGAGAAAAAGGUGAAGAGGGAGCUCCUGGCUAUAAGGGUGAGAAGGGUGAAAGAGGAGAAUGUGGAUCCCCAGGAGUAAAAGGGGAAAGAGGUUUGGAAGGUCCUUUUGGCCCUAGAGGACCUCGGGGACCUCAGGGCAUCAGUGGACCUCCAGGUGAGCCAGGCCUGAAAGGCAUUCAAGGAAACAAGGGAGAACAAGGUCCUAUAGGUCCAUAUGGUCCUCCAGGAGUCCCUGGCAUUGGAGAGCCAGGACCCAAGGGUUCUCAGGGUUUAGAAGGUAGAAUUGGACAUCCAGGGCCUGCUGGAAUUGGUGAGCCAGGAAUAACAGGACCACGUGGCCCUGUUGGUCUGCCAGGUGAGAAAGGUGAACAAGGAGAAGGUAUUCAAGGCCAAAAGGGUGAAAAAGGCUCUGAAGGCAAAGUUGGUCCAAAGGGACUGCCAGGUCAAUCAAUAAAAGGUAACAAGGGCGAACAAGGCCAGGUAGGACCACAGGGCCCACCAGGACCACCAGGAUUCGGUAAUCCAGGAAGCCAGGGUAUGCAAGGUCCAAAAGGAAAUCCUGGGCCAAAAGGAUCUAAAGGUUUUGGUUUUCAGGGUCCAAAGGGUGAACAGGGUGAACGUGGACAAAAAGGAGAACCAGGACUCCCAGCAGUUGGAGAACGAGGGUUAAAAGGAGAUACAGGUCAACCAGGAGUCCCAGGAGAGAAAGGAAUUCAGGGAAUCCCUGGGGAUCCAGGCAAAAGGGGUGACCCAGGAGAAAAAGGAUCCCAUGGAGAGAAUGGUCUUAAAGGAGAAAAAGGCAUAUCUGGAGCAAAAGGUGAACCAGGAGAGAGAGGGCCACCUGGUGUUGCUGGAUCAUCUGUUCGGGGGCCCCCUGGACCAAAGGGAGAUCCAGGACGUACUGGGCCACCAGGAGAGGAUGGACGUCCUGGAGAUUCAAAACCGGGUCCACAGGGUACCCCAGGACCACCUGGACUACCUGGACCCCGUGGAGAAAAAGGUGAAGGCCACAAAGGUGAAGCUGGACCUCCAGGACCAGCAGGCCCUCCAGGACCAGAAGGCCCAAGCAGUAUGGGAGAUCCUGGACCAAAGGGAGAACGUGGACUGAAAGGCUAUCGUGGGCCCCCAGGACCAAUGGGAAUCGGAGUGGUUGGUCCUAAGGGUGUUAUGGGACAGAACGGAUUGCCUGGUCCCCCUGGUCCUCCUGGCAUCAGCAUACAGGGAGAUAAGGGAGAAAAAGGAAAUCCAGGUUUACAUGGGCCAAAGGGGUCAAUAGGAGUUGGCAUUCCUGGACCAAAGGGAGACUACGGAGAUAAAGGUGAUCCAGGAAGAAAAGGUGCCAAAGGAGAGAUGGGAGACCCAGGACCUCCAGGACCAAAGGGAACUUGGGGAACAAAAGGUGAACCUGGUCUUUCAAGAGAAGAGGUCAUAAGACUUAUCAAUGAGAUAUGUGGUUGCGGUACCAGAUGUAGAAUUACACCGCUGGAACUUAUAUUUGUCAUUGACAGUUCAGAAAGUGUCGGACCAGACAACUUCAUCAGUACCAAAACAUUUAUGAAAACAGUCAUUGAUGAGGUUUCGGCCAACCACGCUAAAACUCGCAUUGGCGUUAUCAACUUCAGCCAUAAAGUGGAGUUGGUAUCUUCUCUAGAGAAAUACACAACCAAAGAAUCUCUGAAAUCUGCUGUUGAUAAAAUGCUCUACUUAGGAGAAGGCACGUACACAGCUUCUGCCAUUAAAAAAGCCAUUAACCUAUUUCAGGCAGCACGCCCAGCAGUAAGAAAAGUUGCUGUGGUAGUAACAGAUGGACAAGCAGACGCUCGUGACGAAGUGCACCUGGAUAUGGUAGUAAGGGAAGCACAUGCUGCAAAUAUCGAGAUAUUUGUCAUUGGAAUUGCUCAAGAAACUGAUCCUCAUUAUGGUGAUUUCCUGAAAGAAAUGCAUCUCAUUGCAACAGACCCUGAUGAAGACCAUUUUUACCCGAUAGAGGACUUCAAGACACUCUCAGCUCUUGCAGAUAAACUCAUCACAAAAAUCUGUGAUAAUGUGUCUGAAAUUUACAGUAGAAAAGAAAAUGUUCUGUCACCACCUCCAAGUCCAGAACCUGAAUUGCCUAAUGAAGUUACUAACACUCAGUUGACUCGAGUGGCAAUUUCAGAGACUUCAGUGCCCCAUAAAGAAGGAAUCAGUUACUCACAUAGCCCACCACAGACCAGGUAUACGAAGCCGCUGCCGUCUGCUCAGGAUCACACGGUGACCACCUCUGUGCUCAGAGAAUCGAGAUUCCCUCCAUUUUCCAACAUAGAUGAAAUCAGACGUCAGAGUCCAGUUGUCAACCCUCUGCUCAAUAUUACUGCUGCUAAAGAUCGCCACGCAACAGCACAGCGAUCACAGGUCGCAAAACCUCAUAAAGAUCCCAGGUGCUUGGAACCUAUGAAACCAGGUGAUUGCCGGAACUAUGUAGUGAAAUGGUAUUAUGACAAGAAUGCCAAUUCUUGUGGCCAGUUCUGGUAUGGAGGUUGUAAUGGUACCAACAAUAGAUUUGAAACACAAGAAGAAUGUCAAGGAACCUGCAUUGAUGAAUAAAAAUUACUGCCAUUUGGAGUUUUUAAAGCAAGAAGUUCAUGUGUAUUAAGGAAGAAAUGGCUGAGAAGAAUCUAAAAUGACAUGUGAACAUGAAUAUAUUGCCACCACGCUCCACUGCUUUCGCCACUGUGGAAUUCAUGAGAUUCCUGCACAGCAUAUGUUAUCUGUAACAUCAUAACAAUAACUUUAUUACACAUACACAUGCAUGGGAACGUACCUUUUCCCUUCAAACUCAUAGUAAUUUGAUAAUACUAAUGUGGCAAGGAUAAGAUUUUAUUUUUAGGAUUAAAAUGCUGGAAGUGUUCACAUGGAAUUUAAUGGCAGAGGUCUCUUAUUCUCUUGGAAGGAAAAAAUGUGCUCUAGUUUUAAACAAGAGUAAGUAGCUCUGACAUUAGCACUCUUAUGACAGCAUUUAGUGUCAUAAUUUAAGAUUUUCACUAAUUAGACUAUCUCUUGUGAAUGUAAAUGCCACAGCAAAAUUAAUUAGAGGGGAGGGUUUUCCCAUUAAAGCACAUUUAUAUUAAUACCAGUAUAAUCUUUUCACUUACAAGAGUGGGACUUUCAUUUGAAAUUACAUUAAAACCAGGAUUCUUCAUGUCCUUUAUGGCAAGUAAGCAAAUUUCAGUUUCUCAGGGUCUCUGUGUUUAAAUAUAUAUGUAUUUCACUCCGAUAAUAUGCUAUUAAGUAAAAAAGGAAAAGAACUGAAAAAUGCAUAUAAAUGUUUACGUACAUUCUUUCUACUUUUAGCAGUAAUCCUAAUGAAUUAUCAUUAAAACUGAGAAUUAUGAGCCUGUAAUUAAAACGGAAAGCAAUAUCUGAUAAAGAGUCUGGCAUUCUUAUUCCUUUGUAGACAAGAAAACCUGUGAUCUGUAUAUACAGUCUGAACAGAUCUUAAUAUGUUUAAGCAAUGCUUGCACAUUUUUUUUUCUCCAGGUGCCCAAAAGAUAGCAUAUACCAUGCAAAAUGGACUGCUUUAUAGCAAACGAGGCACUAACCUUAUUCUAUGAAAUGAAGUGCUUGAAUUUUAGGAGAAUUAAAUACUUUUUUCAAAAAAAAAUUAGCUUUGUUAGUGAGUUUCAAAUUAGAAACUAAAAAACUGAUGGUAGCCUCCAAAAAUGCCACUGUUUUUAUACUCAGAAUGAAAUAUGAUGGUCACUCCAAGAAGAAAAACAACCAUGAAGCUGCGAUUAAUCUUGGCUGGAAAAGAAGCACUGGAACACAAGGACAAUACGUUGUACUACAUACUUUGUAGAAGCCUGAAAAUGAAGGGAUUCAGUGCUAUAGAAGAAUGCAACUUCAAUGGGCCUGGUUGUUUGUUGUUGUUUUUUUUUAAUCAGAAAAGUAAAUAGCUUCAAAAUAUACUGCAAAGGAUUGUCUCUUGUGAUAUCCAGCUAUGUACAGGGCUGGGAAUAAUCAGCAAGUCAGAUGAAAGUUUUCAAGCUAGUAAAUUUCCUACUAGUGAUGUGAAAA
Messenger RNA from Tympanuchus pallidicinctus (lesser prairie-chicken), 5235 nucleotides. It is a transcript of the gene COL28A1, whose product is annotated as collagen type XXVIII alpha 1 chain. Lineage: Eukaryota; Metazoa; Chordata; Aves; Galliformes; Phasianidae. The transcript is spliced from 35 exons. The coding region runs from base 343 to 3765 and encodes 1140 amino acids. Gene Ontology annotation, molecular function: serine-type endopeptidase inhibitor activity. The record is from RefSeq and is a predicted model, not a curated record.